Pogona vitticeps (central bearded dragon) is the source of this 1832-nucleotide messenger RNA. RefSeq names its product optineurin (gene OPTN). The record is from RefSeq and is a predicted model, not a curated record. NCBI's taxonomy places the organism in Eukaryota, Metazoa, Chordata, Lepidosauria, Squamata, Agamidae. Gene Ontology annotation, cellular component: nucleus; cytoplasm; Golgi apparatus. Gene Ontology annotation, biological process: regulation of canonical NF-kappaB signal transduction; protein localization to Golgi apparatus; Golgi ribbon formation. Gene Ontology annotation, molecular function: K63-linked polyubiquitin modification-dependent protein binding.
AGCUGCCCUCUGCGCUCCUCCGGUGCUUUUACGGAAAGAAGCGAUCGGGGAGGGGGGACGGCGGUGGUUGCCGUUGCUGCCGCCCCGUAACCAGUCAUGUCCAAGAAGAGGCUGAAUGGUCUUGCAAAAAAUGGGCAGUGUAGUGAGACUGAGCUGGAAAAUGGACCCACAAAUCUGCCGUCUCCAGGGAUCGAGACGUCCGUUGAUGAAAUGAUGCAGCAGAUGAAGGAGCUCAUCACUGAGAACAAUGAGCUUAAAGAAGCCAUGCGACAGCAUAACCAAGCUAUGAAAGAUCGGUUUGAAGAGCUGUCUGCAUGGAGAGAGAAGCUGAAAGAAGAGCGGGAGUUUUAUGAGACAAAAUUCAAGGAAGCGAGGCAAUGCUUGGCCACCAAAUGUGUUGAAAAUGAAGCACUGAAAAAGGAGCUCCAAACUCUAGAAGAAAAAGGACAGACAAAUGGAAACAGCAUUCCUAAAAAAGAGAUGGCACAAGAAUUGGAGCAGCUGAGGACACAGGUGACCAAGCUCCAGGCAGAAAAGGCAGACCUAGUGGCCAUAAUUUCAGAGCUGCAGCUGAAGCUCAAUAGUACCACUGCGGAAGACUCCUUCGUUGAGAUCAGGAUGCAUGAAGGAGAAGUAAAUGUUGCUUUAAAAGAACAUCAAAAUCUUAGUGGCAAAAAAACUGGUGACUCAGCUACUUAUGCGAGGAGCAGAUCUGUGGAUGAAACAAAAAAAUAUUUGGAAACUGAAGAAUUAACGGUCAGCCAGUUGCUUCAUUCUCUCAGGAGCGAGACUCAGAGGAGGGAAGCAUUAGAAAAGGAGGUGCAGGAACUUAAGGACAGAGUGUUGGGGAUGGAAAAUAAAGCAGAGGAGAGAGGCACUCAGACGGAACUUGAAAAAGAAGAAGAAAAAGGGAAAGCAGAAAGUGUUGGCGAUGAGGUAGAAACUCUAAACCUGCAAGUAUCUGCUCUGUUCAAAGAACUUCAGGAGACACAUGCCAAAUUAAAAGAGGCAGAGUUGAUCCAGAAGAAGCUGCAAGAAAAAUGCCAGGUUCAUGAAAGACAACUUUGUGUACAAGCUGGUGAUUUGGAUGAGAAACAACAGCUGUUGUACACCAUCAAGAAGCUGGAACUUCAGGUGGAAAGCAUGCAGUCUGAGAUUAAGCUGGAGCAAGCCAAAACAAACGAUGAGAAAGUCAAAUUUAAUAAGCUGCAGGAUGCAUAUAGCAAGCUUCUACCAGAAAUGAACAAUGCAAUGCAAACAAUUGAAGAAUUGAAAGAUAAAGAGGCUGGAAAAGUUGAUAAGGCAGUGGUGGAAGAAUUAAUUCAUAAGCUGGACCUAGCAGAGAAAGCCCUGGCUGCCAAACAGCUCCAGAUGGACGAAAUGAAGCAGACUGUCGCCAAGCAGGAGGAAGAACUUGAGACCGUGUCUAUCCUCCGAGCUCAGAUGGAGGUGUACUGUUCUGACUUCCAUGCUGAAAGAGCAGCGCGGGAGAAGAUCCAUGAGGAAAAAGAGCAGUUAGCUGUGCAGGUAGCUUAUCUGCUGUCAGAGAAGGAGGACCAUGGACAGCCUGGCAGGAAUUCACUGGCUGAAAUGCAGAGUCGUCAUGCCACUAGACUGCCAUCAAAUCUGGAUAACUUAUCACACUUUUCCCAAGGAGGAACAGAAAAUCAGGAUUGGCAACUACAACAGAGGAAUCUCCCAGUUCAUUCUUGUCCAAAGUGUGGAAUGAUUCUUCCAGAUAUAGACACACUUCAGAUUCAUGUAAUGGACUGCAUUAUCUAAGCUUUGUCCUAAAAAUUGCUCAUAAAUGAAAACAGCACUUUCUAAGCAAA